CGUCGCUGAAACUGUGGCUUUCAAUUUUGCCACUCAUUUCUGCCUUCCAGCCUUUCUGCUGCUCGGCCUGGCCGAGAAGUAAAAUCCAGCCUCCUUCAAAGGAGGAAAAAGAAAAUAGUGCAAGCAAAAAGUCAUUGAAAACAGUGGCAACUCGCCCAGUAAAUACUCAAUGAAUUCUGCGGGCCAUUGAUAUUAGUGAUUGAAUGUGCCAAGCCCAAUUUAGCAACAGAAAAUGGCCUUGGCCAUGGAUCUCAAACCAAUCUUAGAAGGCCUUGAUCUCGUGUCAUUGGAGUUUGACACUUGGAUCUUAAUAAUGAAACGGAACUUUGAUUUUCUAUUUCACAACGAGCCAUACCAUGCCUUGCAAAUGUUGUUCAAUGUCAAAUCAGGGCAAUUUAUAUGUCGGCAUUUCGGCAAGUCAUUUGCCCAUGGAACCGUUCAAAGUGAGAGCGACCUCCUUUCUCAAUGUAACGAACUAUUUAGUCAGACCAUCCCUUGCAUGGGCACACCUGUGAGCACACCCACUCAGAAUCAAAUGAUCUCAAAUUCUCCCAUCUCGUAUCCAAGGCUCUUUUCUCAUCGAUGUAAGUAUAUUUGCCCCAGAAAUGAAAUCUCAGAGGAUUCGGGCUUUGGAUCCUGUGAGGAGUGCUCGAAUUUCCAGGACCAUUGCCAAUCUGAUGUCAAAGAAGAAGAAGAAGGCUUGGGACAUCAUGAUAGCGAGAUACCUCUGGAAGUUGAGAUAUUUGCCACCAAAAAAGAAGAUGCUGACCCAAUAUUCGGUGACGAGACGACGACCACUUUGCUGUUUUCUGACUCCGAGGAUAUUGACGGUAGCGAACUAAACGGCGAAUCUCUUUCGGAUGUAUCCAUCCAAGAGACCCGUGGAAUUGCGAAAUUGACCAAGCGGCGCCUUCGAACACGGUUUUGUCCUCAUUGUGGAAUGAAAUUUACCAGCGCCUCCGCCCUUAGUGUUCAUCAAAGAGAUGAGCAUCCAGAGUCUCUUGAUGAGGAUUGGUCGGGUUCGAAAGUGCGAAAAAGGGGCCGGCCGCGGCUGGAUAAAAGUGCGAUGAAGCACAACGACUUUAAGUGUACAAUAUGUGACAAAAUAUGUCUUUCCAAUCAAGCUUUGACCCGCCAUCUUCGCUUAGUUCACUUUUAUGGUAAUUUCAAGUGCCUGGUAUGUCCGAUUACCUUGAAUUUUGCCCAAGACCUAACCGAUCAUAUGCAAAGACUCCAUCUAGAGGAUUCUUUGCCGCAAUGUCCCAGUUGCAAGGAGUUGAUUGCCAUCGAUGUAGACACCCAAAGUUUGGUUGACCACUAUAAAACUUGUAUAGUCAGAAAGAUCAAGCAGCAGUCUUUGAACAGUAUUCGGAAGUACACCGAAAAACGCAAGGAUGAUCCAAAGGUGACACAUCAAUGCGAUUUAUGUGGCAAGACCUUUAGCCAAAGCUGCUACCUUAAGAAUCAUCGGAUUGCUCACCAUGGGGGUGAAUUGCCUUUCAAAUGCAAAGAGUGCGAUUUUGCGACGGUUUACAAGCAGAGUCUCCAGAAUCAUGUCAAACUUCACCUUCGUAAAAUGGGUCACCAGGAAGAAGAUGGCCAAGAUCCUUUAUGGUUUUAUUGCGAUCAAUGUGGUAAUAAGUAUGUGAGUCAAGACUCCUUGAAACUGCACAUCCGCAAUGUGCACGACAAGAUCAUUCAACAUUUCCCGUGUCAAUCAUGUGAUAAAAUCUUCCAAACCAAGAAAAUGCUCUUAAAACACACAGCAGUUGAGCAUACCAAACAGAAGUUCCCUUGUCAGUUUUGCGGCAAAGUUUGGCCCGUGAGAAACGAAUUGAGUACUCAUGUGCGGGUUGUUCACACCGAAGCCAAGUUCAAAUGCCGAUUUUGCGACAAGAAGUUCAAAAAGCGGUCCGGGUUAUUGGCCCACGAGCGCAUUCAUACUGGCGAGAAUCCUUACAAAUGUCCUCUGUGUGACUACACUUGCAAAUCAAGCGCCACUCUCAGCUUACACAAGAAGUUCAUCCAUAACUCUGGAAGAAAUCUAACUCAAUUGCCUAUACCGGCAUUACAAAAAGAAUCUGUGACAUAAAGUUCUCGAGUCAAAAUAGUUGUAAUUGAAAUGAAUAUAUUUAACUUGGACCCGU
This is a messenger RNA of Tigriopus californicus, 2147 nucleotides long. Its product is annotated as zinc finger protein ZFP2-like. The coding region runs from base 233 to 2092 and encodes 619 amino acids. The transcript has 2 exons. The record is from RefSeq and is a predicted model, not a curated record. Gene Ontology annotation, biological process: regulation of DNA-templated transcription. NCBI's taxonomy places the organism in Eukaryota, Metazoa, Arthropoda, Copepoda, Harpacticoida, Harpacticidae. Gene Ontology annotation, molecular function: RNA polymerase II cis-regulatory region sequence-specific DNA binding; DNA-binding transcription factor activity, RNA polymerase II-specific.